Molecule: messenger RNA, 4012 nt
Organism: Asterias rubens (European starfish)
Lineage: Eukaryota; Metazoa; Echinodermata; Asteroidea; Forcipulatida; Asteriidae
Product: 3-hydroxybutyryl-CoA dehydrogenase-like
Exons: 9
Coding region: 296-1171 (291 amino acids)
Biological process (GO): fatty acid metabolic process
Molecular function (GO): NAD+ binding
Source: RefSeq, a predicted model, not a curated record
AUUUCACAUUAGUGAUAAUGUAAACACGACACAUUAUCAUAACUGCAGCUGAGCGUCAAACCACUUCAGCAUAUUGAUUUUGUGGACAGACACAAACAAUCAUUUUCAUGUAAUUUGAUAAUGUUUUAGAUCCUGAUGAUAUCAAAAAAUGGAUGUGUUUGUAUUGUACCUUAAUGGAGCUGGAAGAUGAUACAUAAACAUUGAUGUACACCAACAAUCCAGUCCCCAAAAAGUUCAUUCAAGAAAAUAAUUCUACAGGACUCUUGAAAUCUACGAGACGUUUGUAGGUUUGAAUAUGGUGAAGAUCGCUGUGUUGGGGUGUGGGCUCAUGGGAAGCAAGAUAGCAGGUUGUAUGGCAUACCAUGGACACAAGGUUAAAAUCUAUGACUCAAACACAGCCGCACUUGAUGCUCUCCAUGACAACCUUGAAGUAGAUAAGAAAGAACUGAAACAAGAUGGACUCAUGAUUCAUCCUAACUUUCUGGGUCAAGUUCUUUGUAUCAGUCGCCUUGAAGAGGCAGUCCGAGAUGCUGAAUUCAUCUUUGAAGCUGUUGUUGAAGAUCUCCAAGUCAAACAAAACCUCAUCAGAGAAGUGUCUCAUCUGUGUAGUUCAGACACAGUAAUCAGCACAAACACACUUAAUCUUGAUAUCCGAGCCAUUGCAGAGAAAGCUGCAUAUCCAGAGAGAGUAGUUGGACUACGGUUUCUGAAUCCAGUAUAUGCCGUUCCAGAGGUUGAGAUUAAUCCAACUGCAUUCACUGCACAAUCAUGUGUCGAGAAAGUGAGGCAGUUUCUAGAGGGGAUUGGUAAGACAUUAUUUUUCCGGUCCGGCAGAGAUGCACUGAUCCUCAGCCCAGAGCAGAUCAACUCAAGAAAACUAGCAAGACGUCAGCAACUGUUACGACAGCAUGGAAUGUUAGGUAUCCCUGAUCGAGGGAUGCCGCACCUGAGCCAUAGCGGUAAUAUGACGCCCCCUCAAGAUGAUGAAUGUGCGGCUGUUGUUAACCGUGACUGUGCGAUCUGUAUGGAUAGGCCACGAGACUGCCUUUUAUGUCCAUGUCAUCAUCUUGUUACAUGUCAUGAUUGCGCUAAAUCCUUGAUGAACCGAAGAGAUUUCUGUCCCAUUUGUCGUAAGGAGAUAACAGAAACUAUCAGGGUGUAUACGUCAUAGAUUAAUUAAAAGUCAAAUUUAACAAGUGCAAUUGUGGAAUAGACCUAAAGUCACAAAUUAUUAUUUUAAAGUAUUCUAUUUGAUGGUGUUCUUAAAGGUAUGGUCAUAGAUUGAUUUGUCUCAUUGUAAUGCUGAUUUAUUGGCCAAAUUGUCAAUAAAGAUACAAUAAAAGUCAUGUGAACUUUUAUACAAUGUCAUUGCAAUGAUGUCUAAAAGUAUAGUCGCGCGAUGCAGCCAAUUGUAGGUACAUGUUUAGUUUUUAACCCUUCCUUGAGGAAAUUAAAUAUUUUUGUUAAAAGAGAUGUAAAUAUAACACCAAACCAUUUUUUCUGACUACCAUAAAGUUCAAUAAUGUUUAAGGAAGUCAAAUAAUCGAGCAGAUUUAACCUAAAUCUCAACUGGAUUUGGUUUAACAAUUACCUUGCUAGUCUUUUAAAAAUAAGGCAUUGUGAGCCUGCAGCAGUAAUUGUGUACAUUAAAACAUUAAAUACAAAAAGCUAUGUGCCCUGUUGCCUACCUGUAGCAAUAUUCAUACACUAAAGAAACACAGCACACCAUCGACUUUGGCUCUUCUAUUGGCUUUGGCUUCAUCAGCCUUUCCGAAGACCUGUACCAAAAGUGAACAGUUUCAAAAUAACUGCCAUGGCUAAGCCAGAGUCCGUUGAAUCUGAAGCCGUGGUUUUAAAAAGUGGCUAUUUAUGGAUAAAUGUUGAAAUCUGUAUUGUGCUUAAAGAUGGCCGAGUGUAUUAUGGAUGUUUAGGAAUACAAAAUAUAAGUACAAAUACAUUUUCCUGAGGCUGGAAAUAACUGUUAUAAAUCUGUUGGUGAAGCCAUGGAGGUAGAAGCUAUCCUAUGUUUUGAUUAAUAAGCGUUGACUAUCAUUGUCAGUCUGUAGAGGAUUAGAGUAUCUUGUUGAUAUGUGACAUAACUCACCUGUAAGCCAAGCACACUUCACACCAACUGUCUCAAAUAGUUGCUAGAAUCAAUAUUGAGCUAGUUUGGUUUUGAGGAUUUGUCAGAAAAUGUAGUCCUCGGACUUGCCUUGUAAUGUACACAGACUCAGAAAGUUUUGGUCCUAAUAUUUGCUGUUGUUUUUGUGUGUUUACAAGCGCAUUGAUAAUUUUUUGGGAAUUGCGCUAUAAAAGGGCUGGUUUUAUUAUAAGCCAUGCCUUUAAAUAAUGAAAUGAGUGAUCCAGCCAGAACAAGUGAAAACCUCCCAUGCUACAUGUACAUGCUCAAGCAUAGAGUGCUCAAGGACUGUUCCUAGCUCUAUGGCUCAAGCAUGCAAAGAGGACAUCAUUACCCGAUCAACAUGUUGAUUUCUUACUCCCAAAAUAAUUUCAGAACCCCACAACUGAUAAGAUAUUUCCACUGUUGCCACAACACUGAGUAGAUGUUAUGUUUACUCACCCUAGACCUUUAAGGCAGUGGUUGAAGUUUCCUGGUAGACCCUCCAGAGGGCAGCCAUCUUGUCAUGUAAAUCUAACACCAUCUACAAGUAACAAGCUGGCAAGGAGACUAAUAGUCUGUGCCCACUCAUUUAAUUUGAAUUAAUGGUGUCUUUACACUACUUGUAUUCAGGGGACCUGACAAAGAUCAUUAAUUAAGAUGAUGUAGCUGAUGAUAAAUUUCAAUAGAACCUUUCUUUUGUUUUACAAACAUUGACCACCAUUGGUCACAUUGAUCACUGUGUUGGUAGAAAUCUGCCUUUUUAAUCAAGUAUUUAAAAAAACUGUUUAUGAAGAAUAUGUCCACUGUUGUUUUGGGUAGGACAGUUGACUUACCAGUAUGCAGACAGUGUGACGUAAUAAAGGUAAUUUGAUAGCACGAUUGUAAAUACACAGUUGUAUUUUUUUUUGCAGUGAAGGCUGCCCAAACUUUUGCCUAUCUUAGAUGUCGCACAAGAAAGAUCUAUAAAAUUAUGACAUUUCACCAAAGUAUGUAUAUUUGAAACUGUAGAUAUUUUGUAUGCUAAGAUGAAUUUGACCAAAUAAUUUAUUUCAAAAACAUUCAAGAACACAACUCUGAAGUCAAAAGAGAAGUGAUUAUGCUACUAAGUUGCAGUUUUUAUGACCAGUGCAAUCAUUUAUCUUAUUGAAGAUGUAAAUUAUUUGUAUGCAUUGAUCAAAAACGUUUGUUGUCUAUUUCUCAAGGUCUGCAAAACAUAAUGAAUAUAAUCAUGUUUUUAUUGAACUAAGUGUGUAUAGCAGGGCUAUAAUUUGGAUGGACAGUCCACAGACCGUAGGACAGUCCACAGACCGUAGGACAGUCCACAGACCGUAGGACAGUCCACAGACCGUAGGGCAGUCCACAGACCGUAGACAGUCCACAGGGCUUGUAGCUAAACAUGUUUACUAGACCACUGUUUUAUAAGACGGUAUUCAAAGAGAGAAAAAUUGGCUGAUGCAGUAAUCAGUGUGUAUUCAUUUGAACAAAUACUAUAACAUGAAAGAGAAGAGUUAUCUUGUUUGAAUAAAUACUAAAACAUGAAAGAGAAGAGUCAUCUUGUUUGUCUUUCUAUUAGAAUUUAAAGGUAUUUAUUGAACCCAGAAUUAAUAUUUAAAAAUUAUGUAUUAUUCAAUAAACAAUUUAGCUGGUAGAUUUUUAAUGUGGUCUGGUACAAUGACGUGCUUAAAUUUGAAUUCCUCAGACUAUCAAGACAAAUUCUAUGUCACAUGAUAAGGGGCAAGCUUUUGCGUAGAUCAUCAAUACAUAAUUUUGAUUGAAUCUGUAUGGGACAAUGGUACCUGGGUUUGCUCAUCUUGAAGUUGCUAUGCAAAGGCUUGCCCUGAACCAUUUGAGAUAGCAACUGUCUCUAUAGUCUGAGGAAUUCAAAUGUAA